Molecule: messenger RNA, 1374 nt
Organism: Erigeron canadensis
Lineage: Eukaryota; Viridiplantae; Streptophyta; Magnoliopsida; Asterales; Asteraceae
Product: ribosomal RNA-processing protein 14-like
Exons: 2
Coding region: 147-1217 (356 amino acids)
Biological process (GO): ribosomal small subunit biogenesis; ribosomal large subunit biogenesis
Cellular component (GO): nucleolus
Molecular function (GO): RNA binding; DNA binding
Source: RefSeq, a predicted model, not a curated record
AAACCCUACCCCCUUUUCUUCCUCCUCCUUCCCUUUUUAUUCACCACCAUUCCACCGCCUCUUAUCUAAUUAGGUUUUCUGUCACUCCUUAUUUCUUCAUUCUCCAGGUUAUAGCCUUUAGCAUUUGAAUAAUUUAGACGUCAUAAAUGAAGAAGAAGCAUCAGAGGGCACAUUCAGUCACUUCUGAUGCUGUUGAUACCCCAAAUACUGACCUCAAAACUUUAAUCCACGACAACGCCCAGUUUUUCGAUAAGCUAAUAGAGUUAAUUCCUGCAAAGUUUUACCUUCCGGUUGACGAAGAUUCAAAAACAUGGGUUCAAGGACUUAGUAAAGUCAAAAGAGCUUCUAUGAAGCAACAGACACGCCAAAACAUUAAGCAAUCUCGUCGUGAUCGUCUUGACCCCGAGAAAUCACAAACGACGACGCUUGAUCUUCUUAAGAAAAAUAUUGGUAAGGCUGGGAAGGGUAGUGACGAUGAUGAUGAUGAUGAUGAAGAGGAGGAGAUUGAGAUUAAAGUGAAACCGAUAACGGGUUUUGAUGGUGAAAGUAGUAAUAGUAAGUCUGUUACUUAUGAGGAGUUGCAGCAGAGAUUGCAUCAAAAGCUUGAAAUGCUUCGGUCUAAUCGUGGUCAAGGGAAACGAACAAUGAGGAUGAAUGAGAUUAGGGAGAGUGGCGAUUUUACUGAUAAGAAGCGGAAAAGGGAGGAUCGUGUUAGUGGUAAUGACAGUAAGGGUGCUAGUGGUAGUGGUAAAGGUAAGGAGAAGAUCGAGACUGAUUUUGAGUUUGGGAAAGUGAAACUGGGAGACGAAGAUGAGAGUAAGAAUAAGAAAAUGAAGAAGGGGUCAAAAGUAAAGGAAUUGGAGAAAGCACAGAAGUUGAAGGAAGCUAGGAAAGAGAAUCCGGUGGUAGCUACAAAGCAUUCGUGGAAGGCUGCAACUGAUAAGGCGAUGGGUGUGAAGGUUCAUGAUGACCCGAGGCUUUUGAAGAGAAGUUUGCAGAAGGAAAAGAAGAGGCGUGAGAAGAGUGCAGGGAAAUGGAAGGAUAGAGUCGAGACUCAGGAUAAGCUGAGGGAGGAGAAACAAGCGAAGAGAAGAGGGAAUAUAGAGGAGAGGGCUAACCAAAAGAAGGCGAGAAAAAUUGCGAAGAGAGAGAAGAAGCUCAUGAGGCCUGGAUUUGAAGGGCGAAAAGAAGGUUAUAUUGGUGAUAAAAAGGACUAAAAGCUGCGUGAAGGUUAAUCCUUUCUUGGAUUUUUUAUGUUUCAUUUUACUAUGAUGCACUGUUUUUUACUCGUAUUUCUCAGUAGCUUUAGAAUUUGGGCUGUAUUUUGAUAAUUUUGGUUUCGUUUUAUUAUAAUGCGACUUGAAGAUUUUGCAA